This is a messenger RNA of Stegodyphus dumicola, 2684 nucleotides long. RefSeq lists its product as uncharacterized. The record is from RefSeq and is a predicted model, not a curated record. Lineage: Eukaryota; Metazoa; Arthropoda; Arachnida; Araneae; Eresidae.
AUUUAAAGAAAUACUUCGCAGACACGAAGUAGAAACUGUAACAAAAUAUGUUUACUACUAUGGAAAGUCAUUCGAUAAAGAGAUUGAACUAACUCCAGAUUUACGAUUAAACUGGUUAGAUGAUAUUCCCUAUUUCCACUUUGGGCGAAAAACCUAUGUUUGCCAUCAAGGAAAAGAUCUGAAUAAACGUCAAAAGGAAAAUUAUGCUAAAGAAAAAAAUGAAAAGUGUCAAACUGAUCAUGCUUUUGGUAAAGCAUAUUCCAAGAACCAGACAACUAAAAAAGUUAAUUGUCCAGCUGUAAUUAAUGUUACCCGAAUGUACAGGAUGCCUCAGUUCAAGGUAGUGCCAACCCGAAAAAGAAAGAUUAUGAUAUCUCGGAAAAUUAAGGAAAAACUAGCCAAUAAAGAUAGUAUUGCUGGUGAAGAAGUUUUCAUGUUUAAUUUACCUAAUAGCCAAGAUCAUCAAAAUCAUCUAAUGGGUAACAUGGCUGCAGUAAUAGAACCUAUAGAUGCUAGAGUGCGGCAUUUCAUAGCUUCUAAAGUUAAGAAUGGAAAAUGCAAUGCCACUGUAAUUGCAGAGCUAUUAGAAGUAUACGUUUCAACUGAAUUGGGAGAAACUGAUAAAACGCGCAGACGAUUUUAUCCAGAAAUGGAGGCAAUAAGGAAAAUAAUAAGCCAAGCAAAAUCCGAUAUUAGAACUAGUAAAAUUGACCAGGAAAAUACAGAAAUGUUAAUAAAUAGCUGGGAUACUUCCAAGUGUUCUGUUUUUUUUAGACCAUGUACUGAAAAUACAUAUGAUGGUACUGAGCCAAAUGACUUUACAGAUUCAAAACUAAAUCUGCUAUUUGUAUAUCAAAGUGAAGAAAUGAAAAAUUUAUAUGUCUUAUAUGGUUCUAAUCUUGUUCUUCUCGACGCGACCUAUCGAACCUGUAAGUAUGCUCUCCCACUUUAUUUUUUAGUUGUCAAAACAAAUGUGAACUAUCAAAUAGUGAGCAUAAUAAUUACACAAAAUGAAACAGCCAAAGCAUUAGAAGAAGCUCUUAUAAUUAUUAAAAAUUGGUCGCCUCUCGUUAGACCAAAAUAUGGGAUGGUUGAUUUUGCAAUGGAAGAAAUUACAAGUUUGGAAAAUGUCUUUACAGGAAUUAAGGUUUUUAUAUGUAGUUUCCAUCGAGAGCAGGCAUGGUCAAGAUGGGCUUCUAAGAAAAAGAAUGCAGUGGUUCCCAAAGAAGAGCUUUUGUGUAAAUUACGUGCCAUAGCAAAUGCUCCAACUCAAGAUGAAAUGGUUGCAGCAAUAGAGGUAUUAAAAUCAUGGAACCAAUAUGAAGCUGUGAAAGAUUAUUUUGAAUUAACAUGGUUCAAGGAAAUUGAGAGAUGGGCUUUGGCUUACAAACCAAAUGACUUAUUCAUAAACUCGAACAAUGGUGUUGAACGCUUAAAUGAGGAACUAAAAUAUAGAUAUCUUCAGGGAUAUAAAAACUGUAUGCUGUCUGAAAUAAUUAAGAUCUUGGUUGAGAAAUUUCUGCCAGAAAGAUAUAGAAUUUACGUCAGAAAAAAUCUGAGUAUGCUUUCGCAGGCCAGAUUAUACAAUGAACAUGUACCAAAUUAUUUAAUCAAUAAGCCAAAAUGGUUAAUUGAUCACAUAAAAACAAAAUUAAGAGCUGCUGAAGUUUAUGUGGGUAGUAUAAAAAAAAUUUCACAUGGCUUCUUUAAAGUUUCUUCUGAAACUAAGCAUGAUGCAGUUUAUUCUGUCACGUUUGAUGAACAGAAACAACUGUGUCAAUGCACAUGCUUAGAUUUCAGAAGAAACCGACUGCUGUGCAAGCAUAUUGUGUUUGCUGGCAUGAAGUUUCCAGCCUGGAGUUUGGAAUGUACUGCAGAAUGGCUAUUUUCAACACCUAUUUUCAAAGUUGAUGAAGAUUUAGUCUCAAGAAGUAUUUCAGGCACCAGAAAACGAAAAUAUUCAUCAACUGAAACUCCUUCAGGUGGAACAUCAGAUAAUUUACCCACCAUAUCUGAAGAAGCAACGUUGAGUAAAAAAAGAAAUUUGAUCAAUGAGUGCGAUGCAAAUUACAGAUCAAUUCGGUCACUCCUUUGGAAUUUAGAUAGCGAAAAUUUACACAAUGUAGCCAACUCUUUGAAGGAGAUUUUCGAGUCUGCUUCAAAAACAGUUAUGCGAGAUGAAUAUACUGGUCUACCGCUUCAAAUUGAAAAAAAAAUUAAACUAAAAAAAAGUAAAAGAAUUGUCAAGAAGUAUGGUCAACUAAACCUCCAUCGCCGUAGAAAUACCAGAGUUGGAAUAAAGGUGGAUAUACAUAAAGAAACCAUUUCAGUAGAUGGCCAGUAAUUAAAAUUAGUAUGAAACCUAAAGCAGGCUACAAAGAGCCUUUGGCAAAGGUGACACCCCCACCUAUGAGUGGGACCUGCAUGCCAUGGAUACACUAAUACUUAUUUUCAAAUAAAAUAAUAAAUUUCAUACUUUUAGGAUAAUCUUAAAUACUGAAUAUUAUCAUACUUGAAAUACUUUAGUAUGUGCAUUUAUUUUCGGAUUCUUCAGAAUUUAUAGUGAAAAAACUGCUACAACUAUAUACUAUCAAAUACCAGAUUUCAGACAAUUAAAAUUGACGAUAAUUCAAAGUAUAACAUAUAAGUUUUGUACAAUUCAAUAAACAUAAUACAUGUUAUUA